UUCCACCAGUGGUGGCGCCACUCUGUUUGUACUCAUACUGUCAAACCAUAAACAAAAAAGUUGCCUCCAAAGAACAUCCCGCUCUGACCAGAAUCUACAAUAAGGAUAAUUAUAAAACAAGAAAAAUGCGAUCCAGAUCAAUGGCAGGCUCUGCCGGCUCACAGGCGGCGUCGCACAUUGGCAGCAAAGUUCCAACGCGCUCAUCGGCCGCACACAGCCGUGUUUCUGGCGCCGGUGCAUCAAUCAAGGAAGGAAGCGUGCGGCAGCGAACCGCUCCGCCAAAAAACGACUACGAGAAGUACUAUGAGAAUGUUUUUCUUGGAGAUGACAGUGAUCCAGAGAGUCAGGGAACGUCAAAUUCUCAGCAGUCGGAGCCAUCAAGGAAGCGGUCGUUGCACGCGAUGCUAAGAGAGGAGCCUCAACGGCCGAAAGUGGGUCGCCCUCGUAAGAUUCCCAUCCUCCUAGAACCCUACCCAGAACAGCCAAAGGACGCGGUCAUCCGGCAGAUCAACGGAGAUCCAUUGCCAGUCAAACGCCAGUUUGUCCACCAAGCUACUACCUACGCGCGAUGUCGGACGGAUAAAUUAGGACAACAGCUUUAUACAAAGACAGAAAGGCACGUUUGGAAGAAGGAGGCCAUUCAAAUGUUCCUCCAGCUGUGGGCGCACUAUAUAAAGGAUCUCCGUGGUCCGACGAAGAACUGCGUUGUCUACAGAGAAAUGGAGAAGCAGAUGAGCGAGUUUGGACCAAGCCACUUUGAAAUUAAAACUAAGAUGGACAAUAUGUCCCGAAAAUAUCGGCUGGAAGCAGAGAAAGUGAGGGAAACUGGGCAGCCAUCAACUUGGGAAUAUUUCCAUAGAAUACAGUCUCUUCUAAUUGGUACUAAAUCCGUAGACGUAUUUGAGGAAAUCAUGUUCGAAAACAAAGUGCCAACCAAUUUAUCCCCAGAACUAGAAUCAGAUGAUGAUUUAGAUUCUAUAAAAGAAGAAGUAGAUGUAGAUCACUCCGUUAAUGAGGCCCACAAUUUCAAAGAUGCGCAUGAAAGCAGCUUAGAAAGAAGUAUAAAAAAUUCACCAGUUGCCUCCCCCGAAUUCGAAGAACCCGCUGAUGAAGACGAGGAGGAGGAAGAGGAACCAGAGCAGGAUGAGGAGCACGAGCAGGAACAGGACAUGACGGUCGAUCUAGAGGAUCAGUAUGAAGAAGAUCUUCCAGAGGAUCAGUCAGAAAAGCACGUUUCGCGAUCCCAAGCAAUGAAAUAUCGCUCGGACCGACUGUUACAAAUAGAAGAGGAGAAAUUGUCAAUAGAACGAGAAAAGCUGCAAGUUAUGAAGGACGCACUUAAAGAACUAACUUCAUUUCACAAAGAUUUAAUAGUUUUAUUCAGACAAAAAAGAACGUAAACUUUUUUUAAUUAA
Drosophila bipectinata is the source of this 1415-nucleotide messenger RNA. It is a transcript of the gene vers, whose product is annotated as versatile. Gene Ontology annotation, cellular component: nuclear body. Gene Ontology annotation, biological process: positive regulation of DNA-templated transcription. NCBI's taxonomy places the organism in Eukaryota, Metazoa, Arthropoda, Insecta, Diptera, Drosophilidae. The record is from RefSeq and is a predicted model, not a curated record.